AUGUCGCCAUUUCAGUCAAGAGACUUAUCGAGUGCAGCACUGUUCAGUGUCCGCGGGAAGGUGGCUGUCAUCACUGGCGGAGGAACAGGCAUUGGGGCGUCGAUGGCGCUUACUCUUGAUGCCAAUGGAGCCAAGUCGGUGUACAUUUUGGGUCGACGUCUUGAAGUCCUGGAAGAGACUGCGCAGAAAGCAAAGAACGGCAGCAUUCGACCCGUGGUAGCCGAUGUCGGCUCCAAGGAAUCUCUGAUCCAGGCGAGAGAGCACAUCACUCAACAAGAGGGCUUGGUGGAUGUACUAAUAGCCAAUUCUGGAGUGACUGGUCCUAACGGCGGCUUCGACAAGCUUUAUGCAGACGGACAGCAACCUUCGCUCGCCGAGCUUCAGCAGUGCGUUGGGGCGAUCGACAUGGCUGAGUUCACGUCGACAUUCCAUGUCAAUGUCACAGGCGCAUUUUUCUCAGCUAUCGCUUUCCUCCCCCUACUGGAAGCAGCGAACCAAACGCGGCCCCCUUUUGCACCUCGGGCUCAAAUCAUUGUCACCUCGUCCAUCUCUGCGUUUAAUCGCGCUCCAUAUCUCGGAUUUGCGUACAUCCGCUGCAAUGUGAUCGCGCCUGGCUUCUUCGUCUCGGAGAUGACAGAAGGUCGAUGGGGCAACGGUAAGGAUCCUACAAUUGAAGGAAAUGUGUCUGGGACGGAUGUUCCCUUGGAGCGGACCGGAAAGGAAGACGACAUCGCAGGCAUGGUACUGUUUCUUUGCAGUGCAGCAGGGGCAUACGUGGAUGGAUGUGUUCACUUGUUGGAUGGCGGGAGAGUUGCCGUGGGAAACUCAACGUAUUAG
Molecule: messenger RNA, 837 nt
Organism: Zasmidium cellare ATCC 36951
Lineage: Eukaryota; Fungi; Ascomycota; Dothideomycetes; Mycosphaerellales; Mycosphaerellaceae
Exons: 3
Coding region: 1-837 (278 amino acids)
Source: RefSeq, a predicted model, not a curated record